Messenger RNA from Meriones unguiculatus (Mongolian gerbil), 2429 nucleotides. It is a transcript of the gene Shisa2, whose product is annotated as shisa family member 2. The record is from RefSeq and is a predicted model, not a curated record. Gene Ontology annotation, cellular component: endoplasmic reticulum. Gene Ontology annotation, biological process: negative regulation of Wnt signaling pathway; negative regulation of fibroblast growth factor receptor signaling pathway. The transcript is spliced from 2 exons. Lineage: Eukaryota; Metazoa; Chordata; Mammalia; Rodentia; Muridae. Bases 1 to 888 code for a protein of 295 amino acids.
AUGUGGGGCGGACGCUGCUCACCCUCUACCUCCUCCGGGCACCGCGCGUCGCUGCUGCAGCUGCUGCUGGCCGCGCUGCUGGCGGCGGGAGCGCGGGCCAGCGGCGAGUACUGCCACGGCUGGCUGGACGCGCAGGGCGUCUGGCGCAUCGGCUUCCAGUGCCCUGAGCGCUUCGACGGCGGCGACGCCACCAUCUGCUGCGGCAGCUGCGCGCUGCGCUACUGCUGCUCCAGCGCCGAGGCGCGCCUGGACCAGGGCGGCUGCGACAACGACCGCCAGCAGGGCGUAGGGGAGCCUGGCCGGACAGACCGAGAAGGGCCGGACAGCUCGGCAGUCCCCAUCUACGUGCCAUUCCUCAUCGUCGGCUCCGUGUUUGUUGCCUUCAUCAUCCUCGGUUCCCUUGUAGCAGCGUGCUGUUGCAGAUGUCUCCGGCCAAAACAGGACCCCCAGCAGAGCAGAGCCCCGGGGGGCACCCGACUGAUGGAGACCAUCCCCAUGAUCCCCAGUGCCAGCACUUCCAGGGGCUCAUCCUCUCGUCAGUCCAGCACGGCUGCCAGUUCCAGCUCCAGCGCGAACUCGGGGGCCCGGGCUCCCCCAACGAGGUCACAGACCAACUGCUGCUUGCCAGAGGGAACCAUGAACAAUGUAUAUGUCAACAUGCCCACGAAUUUCUCGGUACUGAACUGUCAGCAGGCCACCCAGAUCGUACCCCAUCAAGGCCAGUACCUGCACACCCCAUAUGUGGGGUAUGCCGUACAACAUGACUCUGUGCCCAUGACGCCAGUGCCGCCGUUCAUGGAUGGCCUGCAGCCCGGCUACAGACAGGUGCAGCCCCCCUUUGCCCACACUAACAGUGAGCAGAAGAUGUAUCCUGCGGUGACCGUAUAGCCUGCAGGUCACCCACUAGACCCCUGUGUGAGACUGAGCAAAACAGGGCCAGAGGCUUGCACCGAAGUCGGCUCAAGUUGGUGGUGUUUUCAUCACUGUCCUCCCGGAUAGCUUCCUGUGCCCCUAGCCUGUUGAGAAGAACAGCACACAGAGCAGCGGUCUCUGUGCAUGUAUUUUGAGUCAAAGUGGAAAACCACAGCCCCUGGAGUUGCCACCUCCAUCCUCAAGCAUGUGACACAUGCUUGAGCCCCUAAGUGUCCUUGAGGGGUGGCUGCCAGAGUCAGAGGUUACAGUCAGAGGUUGUGCUAGGCCGUUCUUUCUUCCUGUUUCAGCCGCACCAGAGAAUGCCUGUUACCUCCCCUUUACCUGCGCUGGGUUUUGUUUUGUUUUUGUUGUGCUGUUUUUUUUUGUUUUUUUUUUUUUUUGUUUUUUUUUUAAAUCAGUGUUCAAGGCUGAAAGGAGAUGUAAAUUAUAUAAUUAUUAUGAAAAGAAGCCAGCUUGAACUCUGAGACUAGUCAUCAGCCUCAGUGUUCUGGAGGCAUGUCUUAAUUUCACUGUACAAGAUAUAGUCUGUCUAUUUUUAUGCUUUUUUGGGGGGCUAUUUUGUGGGUUUUUUUUUUAUAAUUGUGUGUGGAGAUCAUAUUAUGAAGUUAAAGAGCUGGAAAGAAAAUGUAUGUAUCUAGUGAAGGUAUUCAGAAUUCUGUGGGCAGAGUGGUGCUGAAUCCAUUCACCCCUUUUUUUCCGUGGAGCCCUUUUAUUUCCUGGCUCUACAGCGUACCUGAGAUGUAAUUUGAUGCUUUUUUUUUUUUUUUUUAAAUUGAAAUCAUGAGCUGUCACCUGCUGCUCUCCAAGUUACUUUUAACUUUGCCAUGUGCUAUGGCCUGGUGCUUGGUUUUGUUCUGCCGGGCUGCAGGAUCCCCUUGUCUAACUAGCCCCGAGGGCAGGAAAUUAUCGAUGUGUUGAUGAUGAUCAGUAAACAAAGGCAAGGCAACGUGCUGCGGAGAUGCUCAGUGUAGGUCGUCAGCCGCCCUGGGGACACGGGUGGCUCUCAAACCUCAGACAUGAACCACUUUGCAACUCUGGAGGCUUUUUUAUACUCUCGUUUUCAGAAUGGUUUACUCUUCCGGCAGCAGGAAAUCCAGAAGAAAAGAUCUUCAUGGAGACAUGGAAUCCCUGUCCUUUUUCCUCCCCAGUCUUCAACAAGCUCUGUAUUCAAUGCCAAUGUUUUAAGUUAUCAAAUUCAAGUGAAUUUGUAUGUUGAUCACUUAUGAAAAAAAAAAGGUUAAAUAUGUUGUAAGUAAGUUUCCAACUGCUAGCAAAGCCAAAAUUAGUUAAAUAACUGUGAAGGUUGGUCUUUUGUACAUUCUACCCACAGCGUCGUUCAUCUAGCCUUCUGUCAGCUGUCAAUCAUCUCAUGAUGACAGAAUAAUGUCACAUUAGUGCUGGCGGUUGGUAUCAGCAGAGAUAGGAAUCAAAGAUCUUUAAUAACCAAAGCAGGAGAAAAUCAUUUAAAAUUUUUUAAUAAAUAUUUUAUGGUGUGA